Messenger RNA from Suncus etruscus (white-toothed pygmy shrew), 638 nucleotides. Its product is annotated as 60S ribosomal protein L23a-like. The transcript is spliced from 3 exons. The coding region runs from base 12 to 638 and encodes 208 amino acids. Gene Ontology annotation, biological process: ribosomal large subunit assembly; translation. Gene Ontology annotation, cellular component: cytosolic large ribosomal subunit; ribosome. Gene Ontology annotation, molecular function: structural constituent of ribosome. NCBI's taxonomy places the organism in Eukaryota, Metazoa, Chordata, Mammalia, Eulipotyphla, Soricidae. The record is from RefSeq and is a predicted model, not a curated record.
UUUCUACGAAGAUGGCGCCGAAGGCCAAGAAGGAAGCUCCUGCACCUCCCAAAGCUGAAGCCAAAGCUAAAGCUUUGAAGGCUAAGAAAGCCGUCCUGAAAGGUGUUCACAGCCACAAAAAGAAGAAGAUCCGAACAUCACCCACCUUCCGAAGACCCAAAACUCUGAGGCUGCGAAGGCAACCCAAAUAUCCUCGGAAGAGCGCCCCUAGGAGAAACAAGCUUGACCAUUAUGCCAUCAUCAAAUUCCCUCUGACCACUGAGUCGGCCAUGAAGAAGAUAGAAGAUAACAACACACUCGUGUUCAUUGUGGAUGUCAAAGCCAACAAACACCAGAUUAAACAGGCUGUGAAGAAGCUCUAUGACAUUGAUGUGGCCAAGGUCAACACCCUGAUUAGACCUGAUGGAGAGAAGAAAGCAUAUGUUCGGCUGGCUCCUGACUAUGAUGCUUUGGAUGUUGCCAAUAAGAUUGGGAUCAUCUGGGGCCGGGCGGUCCUGGUUUUGGAGCUUGAGGUUUCAUUCACAGAUGGCACCUGGAACAAGGACUCAGACAAAGAUUGCACACGAGACAAUAUCUCACUAGUGUGCCAUAGCACACUAGUGUGCCGAAGCACAGUGGUUGAAAAACGCUGCUCUUAA